Molecule: messenger RNA, 3741 nt
Organism: Benincasa hispida (wax gourd)
Lineage: Eukaryota; Viridiplantae; Streptophyta; Magnoliopsida; Cucurbitales; Cucurbitaceae
Product: LRR receptor-like serine/threonine-protein kinase EFR
Biological process (GO): protein phosphorylation
Molecular function (GO): protein binding; protein kinase activity; ATP binding
Source: RefSeq, a predicted model, not a curated record
AUAACUUCCUAAGAAAAUUUGAACCUAUAGCUACUGGGACCUACAAUUCAAUUGGGUUAUCCUUGCAAGAAAGCUGAUAGAUUAGGUUUUGUUCAUUAUAGAACUGGUAUUUCCCAGCAGGAUGAGGCACAGUUGCUACGUUCCCAAGAAAUUUCUUUGCAGUUUUUUAUGUUAUAUAUUUCUGAUGUCCAUGAACUCGGCUUUCAGGAAUGCACCCACUUUUGGAAACGAAUCAGAUCGCUUGGCUCUACUUGACUUGAAAAGGAGAGUACUUAAUGACCCACUCAAAAUCAUAAGCUCUUGGAACGAUUCCAUGCAUUUUUGUGACUGGAUCGGUGUUACUUGCAGUCCCACUAUUAGAAGAGUAAUGACGUUGAACUUGGAAGCUCGACAACUGACUGGUUCACUACCAUCUUCAUUAGGAAAUCUUACUCAUCUCACUGAAAUCAGAUUGGGAGACAACAACUUCCAUGGCCCAAUGCCCCAAGAGUUUGGUAAAUUAAUACGAUUGCGCCAUCUCAAUUUAUCCUUCAAUAACUUUGACGGUGAAAUUGCGGCGAAUAUAAGUCAUUGUGUUGAGCUUCUUGUUUUGGAGCUGAGUCUUAAUGAGUUUGUUGGUCAGAUUCCACAUCAGUUCUUCACGUUAAGCAAGUUGGAACGACUUGGGUUUGGCGGUAACAAUCUAGUUGGAAUCAUCCCACCUUGGAUGGGAAAUUUUUCUUCACUAUUUCGUUUGUCUUUUGCACUGAACGAUUUUCAUGGAAGUAUUCCUAGUGAACUAGGACACCUAUCUAGAUUGAAACUCUUCACAGUUUAUGGAAACUAUUUGACGGGUAUAGUGCCGCCAUCGAUCUAUAAUAUAACUUCUCUUACUUACUUUUCUCUUACUCAAAAUCGACUCCAAGGAACUCUGCCGUCAGAUGUGGGAUUUACUCUCCCCAAUCUUGAGGUCUUUGCUGGUGGUGUCAAUAAUUUUGGAGGGCCUAUUCCGAUAUCCUUGGCUAAUAUCUCCGGUCUCCAGGUCGUAGAUUUUGCUGAGAACAGUCUUAUUGGAACUCUUCCUCAUGACUUGGGGAACUUAAAAGAAUUGGUGAGGUUCAAUUUUGAUGACAACAGACUUGGAAGUGGGAAAGCUGAUGACUUAAAUUUAAUCAGGUCUCUGACUAAUUGUACUAGUCUACGCGUUUUGGGUCUUGCUGGGAAUCACUUUGGAGGUACAUUGCCUCUAUCUAUUAGCAACCUUUCAAACCAGCUGACAAUAUUAACCUUGGGUAGCAAUUUGUUAAGUGGAGGCAUUCCUGUGGGGAUUGGAAACUUGAUUAACUUACAAGUUCUUGGAGUAGAAGGGAACAAUUUGAAUGGUAGUGUCCCUUCCAAUAUUGGGAAGCUUCGUCAGUUGUCUGUUCUUAAUUUGAAUAAUAACAUGUUAACUGGGACAAUUCCAUCCUCCAUUGGUAACUUAUCUUCAGUGACCAAGCUUUUCAUGGAGGAUAAUAGACUAGAGGGAAUUAUACCACCAAGCUUGGGACAAUGCAAAAGGCUCCAAGCUCUUGACCUAUCUGGUAACAACCUAAGUGGGACCAUACCAAAAGAAGUUCUCAGUCUCUCUUCCCUUUCAAUCUAUUUGGCCUUAAAUCACAACACACUUACUGGACCAUUGCCACAUGAAGUUGGUGAUUUAGUUAGUUUAACACUGUUAGAUGUAUCACAGAAUAAAUUAUCAGGUGAUAUUCCCAGUACCCUUGGUAAAUGUAUUGGCAUGGUACAGUUGUAUUUGGGAGGUAACCAAUUUGAGGGAAUGAUUCCUCAGUCUUUGAAAGCUUUGAAAGGUCUAGAAGAACUAAAUCUUUCAAGUAACAACUUCUCUGGGUCAAUUCCUCAAUUUCUUGACAAUCUUUUUUCACUUAAAUUUCUUGACCUAUCCUAUAAUAAUUUCGAGGGAAAAGUGCCCAAAGAAGGAAUUUUUUCAAAUUCAACCAUGUUUUCUAUACUUGGAAACAAUAAUCUAUGUGAUGGUUUGCAGGAAUUACAUCUACCUUCGUGCACAUCUAACAGAACACAUUUGUCCAACAAGCUCCUAACACCAAAAGUGUUAAUUCCGUUGGUAUCUACUCUCACAUUCCUAGUUAUUCUUUUGAGCAUCCUAUCUGUAUAUUUUAUGCUGAUAAAGUCAAGGGAAAAUGUUUUAUCUUCAGCUGGAUCUGUGGAUUUAUUAUCACAAAUUUCUUACUUAGAGCUCAAUAGAUCAACAAAUGGGUUUUCUAUAGACAAUUUGAUUGGUUCGGGUAGUUUUGGUUCAGUGUAUAAAGGUACUCUUUUGAAUGAUAAAUCAGUUGUUGCUGUUAAGGUUCUUAACCUUCAACAACAUGGUGCUUCCAAGAGUUUUGUUGAUGAAUGCAAAGCUCUCGCAAGCAUACGACAUCGAAAUCUCCUUAAGAUCGUAACUUCUUGCUCAAGUACAGAUGAAAAAGGUAAUGAGUUCAAAGCUAUAGUAUUUGACUUCAUGUCCAAUGGAAAUCUGGACGGUUGGCUUUACCCUACACAUAUUGAGGAGAAUAAAAGAAAAUUGAGCUUUAUUCAGAGAUUGAACAUUGCUAUUGAUGUUGCCAAUGCAUUAGAUUAUCUCCACAAUCAAUGUGAAACACCUAUCGUUCAUUGUGAUCUAAAGCCUAGCAAUGUGUUGUUGGAUGAUGAUAUGGUAGCCCAUGUUGGGGACUUCGGGUUAGCUAGAUUCAUCCUUGAAAGAUCAGAUCAAUCUUCUUUUAGACAAACCAUGUCAAUUGCGCUCAAGGGUUCUAUUGGAUAUAUUCCCCCAGAGUACGGAACUGGUGGCAACAUUUCCGUUGAAGGAGAUAUCUUUAGCUUUGGGAUUCUACUAUUGGAAACAUUCAUUGGAAGACGGCCCACUGACAACUUGUUUGGCGAUGGCGUGGAUAUUCAUCUAUUCACAGCAAUGGCAUUGCCUCAUGGUGUCUUGGACAUAAUUGAUCCUUUUUUGCUAUCUGAAGUCUCAUGCCAACAAGAAGAAGAGAAUGAAGAAAAAAUACAAACAGUAGCAAUUAUGAGCGGGGAAGAUCGUAGAGAAAUUGAGCAAAGAAGGAUGGAAGAAUACCUAGUCUCAGUAAUGAGAAUUGGGCUGUCAUGCUCCUUAACAACACCUAGAGAAAGGAUGUCCAUGAAUAUAGUUGUUAACAAGUUGCAAACAAUUAAAAGCUCCUAUCUCAAGUAGAAGAAAACAAGCUAAUAUUGUCCAACAAGAUUUUCAAGAACUUGCAGUAUUGCUUAACCAUUUUGGUUACAUCUUGACAUGUAUGGUGAGAAUAAAUCUUGGAGGAAUCAAAGUAAGGUAUGUUGUUUCAUCUACAAAAAAUCAGUUUGUUCAAGUGAUGAGUUAUGAAGAAAUAUUAUUCUGACUAAAGUAGAAAGAAUAUUGCUUAUUUCAAUUGUACAAAAUAUUAUGUACCAAGGUAAAUUUUUUUAGGAGAUAUUAGUGGAUAGGAUUGAAUAAAAGAAAAAAAAAAAUCUUCAUAGCUUCUUUAUAUUAAUUUUAUCAUGUCUAUUACUUUAUAUUAAUUCGGGUGCACCUACUGAUCCGAUGUUUUUAUAAUUGUGUUUCUUUUGCUCUUUUGAUUCAUUGUAAUUUGAGGAAUAGCCUCUUUUCAUUACGAAAAAUUAUGUUUUAAAAUAAUAAUGUUUAUAACUUUAUAGUUUUAACUAAUGUUAUUUAUCAUUUUCAUUUGA